CCAUCCCUGACAACUGCCCCUUCGUAAGUUAGUAUUCGUUCUCCGCCCCACUGUCAAUUCACCCAACCCACUACCUCCGUCACCCAAAUGCGAAAUCCGACUGUUGGCCGCAUAGCCUCUAUCUAGGUGCUGCUACCUCCGCGUACCGUCACUUCUAUUAGCCGUUUAUCAAUUCAAGUUUUUUCGAAUUUCACUUUCUCACCUGACAGUAUUUGUAUUGGAUUCUGAAGAAGACGGAGAGUAGAAUUUUAGGACGCGCCUUUCGGAGAUCACACUCUGGUGCUGAUUCUUUCAUUCUCGUGCGAUCUGAUAUCAAAGAAGGGAAAGGGGAUAUACUAAACGGCUGCAGACACUCAAAUACAUACUAGGGUUUCUUGGAAGAUAAAUACGCCAUGGCUCCAGGGCGUAAACGUGGAGCAAAAGGAGUGAAGACGACCAGUGAGUUGAGUAUCGGUGAUCUUGUCCUGGCUAAGGUUAAGGGUUUCCCUGCCUGGCCUGCAAAGAUUAGUAGACCUGAGGACUGGAAGAAACCUCCUGAUCCUAAAAAGUAUUUUGUGCAGUUCUUUGGGACAGGAGAAAUAGCUUUUGUUGCCCCGGCAGACAUUCAGGCCUUUACAUGUGAAUUGAAGAACAAGUUGUCAGCUCGAUGCCUAGGAAAAGGACAAUUUGGCGUAGCAGUGAAAGAUAUUUGUGCUGAAUUUGAAGUGCUGCAACAGCAAAAUUCUUGUCCAUUGGGACUAGAAACAAAUAAUGAAGCUCUGGUUAGUGAUGUCGUAGAUGAUGCUGUAAAGGUUAAACAAAAAGAUGGGGUGGAAUCUGGUGAGUCUGAGCAUGUGAUAUAUUCUGAAAGCGCGAGUGAUGGUUCUAGUUUGGAGCGCUGCUCUAAGAUAAUAACUGAGAAAGAUAAGCAUAUUUGCAAGUCACAUGUUUUAGAUUCUGCGAAUGCGCCUCCAACUAUUUUAUCUAAAAAGGAGAAUAAAACUUCUAAUAGUACCAACCCUGUGAAGGAAUUGUCAUCAGCAUCGGGUCAUGGAUGCCAAUCUAUAGAUGAGGGCUGCUCGCAAAACAAAAAUGUUCAAGAUAAACUUGCUUGUGGAGAUUAUGCUGAGCUUCCUAGUAGUGGACGUAAGUACCUAACAAACGGACAAAAAGCAAAAUUAGCAAAGAAGAAAUUGGAUGGUGGAGAUCUAAUGCAAAAUGUUAAGGUCUUGGCUGAUGGUACAUCUGCUGAGCCUAUUGUAGUGCGUUUGAGGAGUGAUGAUUUGCCUAGUGAAAGUAAGAAGCCAUCCUUAGAAUUGAAGUCAGGUUUGGAAACUAAUGCUAAAAACAAAGCAAAAAGCUUGCAGAAAGAUAAAGGACAUCUUGAAAUGGCUAAUUCUGAAAAUGAAAUUGAGGAGAAUAAAAAGCACGGAAGUUCUACUGCGAGGCUCAAAGUUGAACCUGGACGUACUCUGAUAAUAUCACAGGGAAAUGAAGGAGUUCGUCCUUUCAAAAGGUCAAAACACGUAGAUGCUGCUGCUGAUGUCAACAAGGUUAGCCAAGCAAGCAGAAAAACUGUUAGCCAGAGCUCUGUUGUUGAUGUAAAAUUUAGUAAUUUAGAUGUUAAAGGAUCAAAGCCAGUGGGUAAAGUGGAUAAUCGUGUGACACCAAGAGAACAAGCAGAUGCUGUUGGCUCAAGUAUUCCGGUGGUGGAAGAUAUUCCUCUGUCAUCAAAUUGUACCCGGUGGGCGAUGGAUGCUGUGCCCUACUCCUCUCCUAUUACUCAACAGCCAACAAAACGUAGAGCUCUUCGGCGUUGUGAUGAUGAUGAUAAUGAGAAACCCAAAACUCCAGUUCAUGGAGGUUCUAUAAAAAGGAAUUCCAUCCCCUCACUCGUCUCAGCUUCUUUGAAAAAAUCUGAUGCACCCAGUGUUUCUUCUACACCUGUCUUGCAGGUACAGGGAGUGCCAGGGAGAUGUCUGAGUGGAUCUUUAAAGGAAUUGAAACCACCUACCAAACCAAAUGAUGACAGUUCUUUUCAUACUUCUCAAAAGUUGUCGGAGAAAAGGGCUAGAGUAGUAACCACUCCAAACCUUUCCAUCAGUCCCGGAAAACCAGAACCUGAAAAAGUACCUGUAAGGGACAUUAAACGAACUUGUGUUUCACCUAAGAGGUCCCCUGUGAUUGUCACAACUAUCAAACCAGCGUUAGAACCUCACAAAUCAAGUCAACAAUCAGAUAAAGUAUCAGAUGAUGUAGCACAUGGUAAAAUGGUAACCAGUUCUUCUUUGGCCCUUGUCACUGCUUCUGAUAUCCUGAAAUCUUCUCUUGAUCAACCUAGUAAUGAAAGAGGCAAGAUAGAUUCUUCUGGAGAAAAGAAAAAAGGAAUCCCUAAAUCAACUUUUUGUGCUAGUGAUUAUACUCUUCCAGCAGGACAUCCAACAAAAACUUUUUCUGUUCCUUCCGAAAGGGUUGAAUCAGGCAAAGAUGAUCGGCUUCUCUCUCUUACUGAUUUAAAAGUGUUGGACACUGAUAUGUCAAUGAAGAAUCUUAUAGCAGCCGCUCAGGCUAAAAGGAGGCAAGCUCACCUACAGAGUGCUCCGGGCAACUUGCAUCCUGUUUUCACCAACUAUGCUGAUAUUCAAGGAGGGAGUCCCAACCUUGAUCCCACCUCUCAUCAAUCUGGCCUUGGCGAGACUGUGCAUUCUGAUACGCAUGGACUAUGUCCUCGCCUGUCUCCGGCUUCAGAGGUUCGUCAGUUUUCAUCAGUUGAUCCACCUGAGUGUGAAGAACAAGAAGAAAGAAUGGUUAGUUCGGAACACCAGACAACUGGUGGUUCAAUUAGCGGCAGUACUGAGGCAGCUGUUGCUCGUGAUUCUUUUGAGGGAAUGAUAGAAACUUUGUCGAGGACUAAAGAAAGUAUAGGACGUGCUACUCGACUUGCAAUUGACUGUGCAAAGUAUGGGAUUGCUAAUGAGGUUGUGGAACUUCUUAUCCACAAAUUGGAAAAUGAACCUAGCUAUCACCGCAGAGUGGAUUUAUUUUUCCUUGUGGAUUCAAUUACUCAAUGUUCUCAUAGCCAUAAAGGCAUUGCCAGUGCAUCAUAUAUUCCUGCUGUUCAAGAAGCUUUGUCACGACUACUGGGGGCUGCGGCUCCACAAGGAGUAGGUGCUCGUGAAAACCGUCGUCAGUGCCUUAAGGUCUUACGGUUGUGGCUCGAGAGGAAAAUUCUACCAGAAUCCCUUAUUCGUCGCUAUAUUGAUGAGAUUGACACUGCAAACGAUGAUGUUGCUGCUGGUGGGCACACCUUUAGACGCCCAUCUCGAGCUGAGCGUGCUUUAGAUGAUCCAAUUAGAGAAAUGGAAGAUAUGCUUGUUGAUGAGUAUGGCAGUAAUGCAACGUUUCAGUUGCCUGGCUUUCUAUCUUCUAAUGUGUUUGAAGAAGAGGAUGAAGAAAUUCCAAAUAGUCCUCACCAAGAAGGCAUUGAUGUAUCACUGGUGGAUGGUACUCUUGCCCCAGGAGACAAUUCUGAACAAUAUUCAGCAACCCCUAAAGAUAGGCGCAGUCACAUACUGGAAGAUGUAGACGGUGAGCUUGAAAUGGAAGAUGUAUCUGGACACCAAAAGGAUGAAAAUGCAUUGUUCACUGAUAGGCAUCUUGGAAGUGAUCCAAGUAAGCCUAGUUCUGCGAGAAUCGUCGAAGCAGCUUCAAACAGUCCCUUUGAAUUGCCUCCAUCUGUGGGUUGGUCUCCACCUUUGCCUCCUGGUUCUCCUCCAGGGACCCCACCUUUGCCAUCACCUCCUUUAAAUACCCCUCCGCUGCCACCUCCAUCUUCUCCUAUCCCACCACCACCCGCAACACCACCCCCAACACCAUCCCCUCCCUCACUGCCACCACCGCCUCCGCCACAGCCACACCCCUUUUCUUCAAUGCCCGCUGGACCACUUCCCCUUUUAUUUUCUCAGGCUUCUGUGCCCCUUCAGCCCUCAAUGCCAUUACAGCAUGUGCAGUCAGUUGCAUCAGCAAUACCAUCUUCUUCAUCCAUGGUUGUAUAUCAGCAACCUUUAGCUCUGCAUGAAGUUGGCAGCAUGCAAAAUGGGCAUAGACUACCUCAAAUGUCUAUAGGCGCUGCUCCUCUUGGUCCUUUGCCUCAACCUUGCUUUGUUACUGCUGGUGUCUGUAGCCUUGGUGAUGCAUAUUUAAACCAUCCGCGUCCACAAUCUAGCCAGUUGUUCCAACCCACUAAUGCACUCUUUACCCAAAUGCCUAUGCAUCCCAAUCAUCCACCUCAAAUGCCAUCCAGUAAUUUUUCAUAUACAAGGCCAUCAGUAAAGCUAAAUUCUCAGCAUCCAUAUCCACCAGGACCACUGAUAUAUGCAUUGCCGAAUAGACCUGAUAGGCAACGGCGAUAUGCAGGUGAUGAUCAAUGGACAAUGCGAUCGAAUGAAUUUACGGGUGAUCAACAGCGUAGUAUAUGGAUGGGUGGAGGAAGAUCCUCCGAUGGCCCAAAUUUCCCUCCCGAAGGCUAUUUGAGACAUUAUGAUAGGCCACCUAUGAACAAUGUUGGAUUCCAGCCAUCCGCUCCAAAUGCUAUUCCCGCUGGCGGCCCUAUUUCAGGUCACGGGAUACCUUGUAGGCCAGAUGUGACUGCUCUCAAUUGGAGGCCAGCUUAAGAAAUCCUAGUCUUAUGUGUUUUGGUAUUCACAUAAUAUCGUAAUUUUCUUCGUGGCCCCUUUAGUCUGUUGCUGGUUGUCAAAUAAGAUGUACACCUUUGGUAUAGUACUCCGCUUUCAAAUUUUGAGGUAAUAUAUGUAAUCACAGAUCCUGAGUUGUAACAGUUCCUCACUUCGUUUCUUUUAUCAGGUAGUCAUAGUUUACGUGCAAACACAUUUGCAUUUCAUAUGUUGCCAACGAUUAUAGGCUUUAUAGCUGUAGUAAAAUUUGUAGUUAAAUGUACAUAUGAAUUUUGAUUUUGAAUUCACCAAUGACUUAAUUCCAGUAUUGUUCUUAUUUUUUGUUUUAGA
Molecule: messenger RNA, 5003 nt
Organism: Cuscuta epithymum
Lineage: Eukaryota; Viridiplantae; Streptophyta; Magnoliopsida; Solanales; Convolvulaceae
Source: the annotation of a GenBank genome assembly